Molecule: messenger RNA, 3397 nt
Organism: Amyelois transitella
Lineage: Eukaryota; Metazoa; Arthropoda; Insecta; Lepidoptera; Pyralidae
Exons: 6
Coding region: 826-2172 (448 amino acids)
Source: RefSeq, a predicted model, not a curated record
GGGUAGACAGAGUCAGCAGUUUUAAAAGACUGACAGGCCACCUUCAGCUGAUAGGCUUAAUAAUCUCAAUUCUAGAUUCAAAUAGUGACAGGUGGCUAGCCCAUCGCCUAAAAGUAGAAUUCCAAGUUUAUAAGCCUAACCUUUAGUCGCCUUUUACGACACCCAUGGGAAAGAAAUGAAGUGGCUCUUUCCUUUUUUAUAUUGGCGCCGGGAACCACACGGCACGUUUAGAAUUUUAUGGGCUCCAAAUGCGUUACGGUUGACGGUGCUCCCGGGAAUACGCAAAGAUUAGAGGAAUUAAGUUUUAGUGUAUGUAUCCAUUGUAAGAAAUGGACCUGUAAACGAGCUAUAAAAAUUGCAACAUGAUGGCAAUUAAUUUACGAGGAAAAUGUGAUAUUGUCGACAAUAUUGUUGAUAUAGUUCAGUUAAUUUGCAACUACACCCUAGUUGCUUGUCGUGAAAGAAGCUCGUUUAGAGGCAUCUUUAGGAACAUUAGAAAAAUAUCCAAUUUCUAAAAACAAACAAGGAAAAUAAUAGUCGAUUUCAAUUAAAUAUAGCGUUAUCGAUGUAUGCCGAUUAAUUAUUAGUGGAUUUGUUGAAAUAAUUGCAUUGAAAUCACUACGCUGCGGUUAUAUGUCACUGUCUUAAAUUUGACAGCUAUCAUUUUCCGAACAAAACAAAAACCAGGCGAACUUUUUUGGUUUAAUUUGUUGAUAUCGAAAGUAUCUAGGUUUUUAAAUUAUAAGAAGCGAUGUUUCCUACUAAAAAGUUACGUUAAAUUGUGAGGGAGUGAUAUUGUCUUGUUUGAUUCUUUUUGAAGUUCAAAUGGCUGACCUACAAGAGUUUAUUGAAGACAUAACUACUAAGGAGAAAAACUUCUGUGCUGUCUGUUUUAGGACAGAAAAUGAUCGCAAAUUAGUUGAACCUAUUCACCUAUCAAAUUUUAUCAAACUAACCUCCUUGGAACCGUUUUCGAGGAAAGAGUACGUCUGCAUAUUCUGUGAAAACCAAGCGUCUGUGGCGUUGAAACUUUACAACACACUGAGCUACGCGCGCCACGUGACAGACGUGCUGUAUUCACUCAUUGACAAGAAGGUCAUGACGCCAAAGAGUAUCGCCUACCUGCUGCCCACUAAGAUACGGAGUAAGCACUUAGGUCCGGUGUCCAUCAAACGCAAGAAGCUGCUGUCGUCGCUGCGCAGAUACCAGGCGCUCGCGCAAACCGCCGUGCUCAUUGUGGACGCGACGGGCGUGGGGGAACUGCAAAACAUAAACAAUAACGAGACCAUAACAAUUGAAGAAGAGGCGACGCCGCGCGCUGGUGUACCGAGACUGGUUCCUAUAAACAAUCUCUUACACGUCCCAUCGCAACAGCCCGUGGACAAUGUCUUGUUGUACCCAAUGAGCAUGAUCAAUGGAAAUAAAAUACUGUUUCUGUCGAACAAUUUCUACCAUGCAAACAACAGUAACCUACCAAUUUUACUACCAGAUGGUAGGAUAGUGGCAACACCGCAGAGUGGCGGCGGCCAACUGAUACUUCAAGAUGCCCGCGUGAGUUCCCUGGUGAAUGUGAACGCGGAGGAUAUUUUAUCACCGGAUAGAAAGAAGGCCACUAGUGAUGUAGAUAAUGUGAAAAAGACAAAAUUCGUUCCAAAAAUCGAUGUGAGAAACGAGGUGACUGAUGAUUUUGCUCAAGUAACCAAAGUCAACAGUGGGAGUGCAAUGGCAGACAGUGAUAUGUGCAAGAUAACGAAUUUGAGAAGUUUGAAAGACAAGGGAGGGCUUGAGACGCCGUCAGUACUAAAAAGAGCGGAUCCCAGUAUAGAUUGGGAAGAUAAAAUACCAAUGGACGUUAUAUCUUUUAUGGACGCGAACGACCCAAACGCCUCGGAUAUCAAUAAGGCGUUCAACAGAAAGUCGGCACGUACUCACAUACACACACACGCACAAGGUUCCCCGCCCCAACUCGCUGCCCGCACGGUGCCAGCGAAUGUAGAACAAAAGCAGGUGGACGCGAACGCUAUUCUACAAAAGUUGGAAUCGCGGCCGGAGAGCAAUUUCAAUGUUUUUCAGCAAACGCUAGAUUUACUGGAGCCGAGGAAGAGGGGGCCGAGGAUGUCGUGCUCGAGGAAACGGAAAUGUGAGGACGACGAUGACGUCAUUAUACUUUAAGUGUUUGUGCAAAAAGUGCAGUGAAUAUUGCAGUGAAACCAGAAAUAUAGCAGACUAAAGUGAAAUAUAAACCGACCUAUUUUAGAAGAUGUAAAAUAAUAAAGAAUCCAUAUAUCCAUAUAGAAUGGCUACUUAACGUAGUUGGGUUAUACUAUCUUUUUAACUCAAAAAAAGUUACCAGUAAUUUUUUUUUAUUAUGCAUUAUGUCCGCCAGUACACACACAUUGGUAACAAAAAAAGAUACUACGAAUUAGUUUUUCAUCUCGUUCUAAGAGCGAAAGAGUUGAAAAGAGUCAGAAUUUUCAAUAUAAGGAACAUUGAAAAUUCUAACUUUGUCAUAAUUCAAAAUGUCCCCGAAUGACGUUUCUGUUGAUUAAUGCCAGUGAGAAAGAAACAGAACUUUUCAAUAUAACUUCUUAAGUCCCUUCUUAGGUCUCUGAAUUGCGCAAAUUGAAAAAUUUUUGGGUCGUGUUUCCCGUCUUAAGUUUGCGAGUCUCGAAUGUGUCGUUUGUGUGGUGGUUUCCCCUGUUAAGAAAGGUCACAGAGGUUAGACGGAAUGAGACCUUAAUUCCUGAUCUGACCAUUAUCGUAAUCAUAGUACCCUGGGCACUCCAGGGAAGCCACAACCGAGACAAAUGCCAGGGGAAUGAAAUAUUUUCAUUCUUCUCGUAGUGUUUCAGUAUAUUGCUUGUGUCUACGGGGUCAACUGAGUGUAAAUAUAGCACGACAAUAAAUUUCUAUUAACUAUAAUAAUGAGUUAUUAUUUAAAAAUGUAUAAAGCUAGCUGUAAAGCAAGAUGUUAAUCUGAUUUAAUUAAGUACGCUAUGUAAGUUUAAAUUAGCUUUAAGUUUACAAUUUUAAUUUUAAUUAAGUUAACCUGUAUAUAUAAAAAGUAAUACUUAUAUAGUAAAUAAUAACAAAUAAAAAAUAAUAAUAAAAAUAUAAAAGGAUAUCUUUAUAUACCUAUAUGAUUUUGUUUUUGGAGAUUUCAAAGUAAAGAAAAUAUGUAUCUAGUUCUUCUUUGGCUCUGUCACGCGAUUAAUUGUGGACAGCGUCAUCCGCAUGUUUCACUUUAUGAAAUAGUGACUGAUUGACAAACCUGGGAUUGUAAUUCCCAGUAGUCCCAUCUACAUGUCCUUCCCUAGACCACAUUGCUAAUGUGGUUGCUAAUGUGGUCUAGGGAAGGAUUCUUCAAAAUUCAUUCCCUGAAUAAAUGUUUUUAUGA